AUGGUGAAUUUCUCUGACAUAACAUAUAUGGAAAUUAUUCGGUCAGAAAAUAAGGGUGUCUUGUUCCUUUCUGGAGUCAAAGGGGGAUAUAUUUCUACUAUUGCACAGGAGGUCUUUCCUAACCUUGGAGAGCUUUGUAUUGAAAAUCAUGAAGUAGUCAUAUCGCCAUCUUUCACCAAUAAGAGAGAUGAAGUCCCUGAGUUGGAAGGAUGUGUUAGCUUGCUUGGUGAUUCUAUCCUUCAUUUGACAGGUGUAUCUUUCCACUCUACCAUAUGUUUAAGUGAGAAAGCUGUACUUUAUAUUCAACAACCAACUGAAUAUCCUUUGAAGAUUGCUACCUUUGUAGGACAAAGUAUUAUUUACAUGUACUUUCCUGAUGGGCCCCUCGAACUCCAUACUGAAGAUCCAGGAUUGUUUUAUUUUUCUGAUGAUGCUGGAUUUUAUUAUGGAGUGGAUGUUGGAACUUCAUACACUUUUGUCAAAAAUGCUGAACGCCGUUGGUUUGUUAUAAAACCAGGAGAAACCCCUGAUGGAGUUCAUGGCUGUCCUUGUAAUUGCUUGGUAGAUCCUGUAGAAGUUCCGGGAAUCGAGCCUGAAAUCUCAACACAAACCACCGAAGGUCGUACUGAAAUUCUUACAAUCACCACUGCUGAUGGAAAAUGGACCACUAUCACAUAUACUCAAACGGAAGAUCCGACAACUGAAUCUUCAAUUGAACCUGAAGAUCCAACUGAAACUGAGCCUGAGGAUCCAACUGAAACUGAGCCGGAGGAUCCAACUGAAACUGAACCUGAAGAUCCAACUGAAACUGAGCCUGAGGGCCCUCCUGAAACUGAUUCUUCAACUGAGCAUCAAGAUCCAACUGAAACUGAAUCUGAAGAUCCGGCUGAAUCUGAUGCCUCGACCGAUCCUGAUACUUCAACUGAACCUACAAUUGAAUCUGUAAGUUCGACGGAAUCUCUGCCAUCAUCUGAACCUGAAACCGACUACCAAUCUUCAAUGAUUUCUUCGUCGGAUCCUGAGACUUCAGGGUCUCCUCAAACUUCAGUGUCAUCUUCAUUGGAUCCUGAAGAUUCUACUGCAUCUUCGGUAGAUACUGAAGUUUCUGCCAUUUCUGCACCAGAAUCUUCGCUAGAAACUAAAGAUUCAUCAGAAUAUAGUUUCUCGACAUUGCCACAGCCAGAGUCUGAAUCUUCAUCGAAGACGAGGUCAGAAAGACUCACACCAACUACACUUACUUCAUCAACCACUGUUACCAUUGGCACUUGUUCCAUUCCUGAUUCGACUAUUUGUACAAAAUCUACAAUUUCAAGUGUCACUGUUCUUACAACUGAAAUUACAAUUACGAAACUCAUAACUGUAACAUCUGGAUUCGCAACCUCUACUAGGGAGACAGUCAUUGUUGUUCCUACUGUGGUGACUCAAACAAUCACCAUCACUACCGAUGUUCCAAUUUGUACUGACACGGUUGAAAUCACUACUUCGACGUUUAUUUCUUCAGAAAAGACGGGUUCUGGUUCAGGUACUUCAGGCACAGAGGGUCCAGAUAUCCCAACUACAAUUUCUCCACCAAUUGGAUUAGCUAGAAGAAAUAUUGGAAAUGGAAUAAUUGUAGGUUUGACUGUUCUUGCAUGCUAUGUAUUUGUUGCUUAG
Molecule: messenger RNA, 1653 nt
Organism: Hemisphaericaspora subhashii
Lineage: Eukaryota; Fungi; Ascomycota; Pichiomycetes; Serinales; Debaryomycetaceae
Exons: 1
Coding region: 1-1653 (550 amino acids)
Source: RefSeq, a predicted model, not a curated record